GCCUGUCCCCGAGCAGAGCCCCCUGGCGGCGGCAGCUCCGGAAAUGCAGAGACAGUGUUGGAACAGCUGCCCGGCCACACUGUAGCCAGGGGAGGGCUCCGGGUGCUGCGGCGGGGGGGCGGCUGCUCUCUGUGCUCCCCACAGCCGGGUAGCUGCAAUUUAUUGCUGCUGCUUCUCCUGGGACCCGGGAGCCCACCACGCGGAGCCGGAGACUGCAGUAAUCAAGGCUCCUAGAAGAAGCUGCUGCUGCCUCCAUUGUGCUCUGGAGACCUGGACCAAGUAGCUGCUGCUCUGUGUCAGGGAGAGAUCAGAGAAACUGAUGGGGGACUUUCUGCGGUGGCUGGAAGCAGCCCCAGGCGACACCAGCCCCUGAGCCGGAGCCUGCAGGGGCCAGUGACCUUCAAGAAGGAGACUCAUCAUGCAGGAGAAUUGUGAGAAUGUGACCUCGCUGGCAGGUGAUGGGAUGGUGAGUGAGAACGAGGAAGAGAUUCCUCAGCAGAAAAGUCUUGAGCAAGUGGAACCACAUGGGAUAUUGCUGGGAAGACCUGAACAGGAUAUUUUUCAAAGUUCUGAGCCGGGAGAAUCCUGUGGGACUCAGUGCAGGCCAGAGGGGCAGCUGGGAAACCCCCCAGAGGACAGACAGGGAAAAUCCAGUCAUCGUGAGGGAGGUUUGGAGGACCUCAAUAGGACCACAAUGCAGCUGAGAAUCAGCACUAAAGAGAAACGGCAUGAAUGUGCUGAGUGCGGGAAAAGCUUCAACCAGAGAUCAAACCUGAUUGUACAUCAGAGAGUUCACACAGGAGAGAGACCUUAUAGCUGCCCUGACUGCAGGAAAAGCUUCAAGCAGAGUUCAGACCUUCUUCGACAUCAAAGAAUUCACACGGGAGAGAGGCCCUACCGAUGUCCCGUCUGUGGGAAAAGCUUCAAUCAGAGCUCAGAACUUAUUAAACAUCAGAGAACCCACACGGGAGAGAAACCCUAUAAGUGCCCUGAGUGUGGGAAAAACUUCAAUCAGAGCUCAGAACUUGUUAAACAUCAGAGAAUUCACACAGGAGAGAGACCAUAUAAGUGCUUGGACUGUGGAGAAACCUUUAGCCAGAGCUCACACCUUACUGUGCAUCAGAGAAUCCACACGGGAGAGAGACCCUAUAAGUGCCCCAUGUGCGGAGAAAGUUUCAGUGUGAGAUCAGCCCUUACUACACAUCAAAGGAUCCAUACAGGAGAGAAACCCUAUGAUUGUCCCAUCUGUGAAGAAAGUUUCAGUCAGAUCUCAGCCCUUAUUACGCAUCAGAGAAUCCACUCUGGAGAGAGACCCUAUAAAUGCCCCGACUGCGGGAAAAGCUUCACGCAGAGCUCAGCCCUAAUUAGACAUCAGAGAACCCACAUGGGAGAGACACCCUAUAAAUGCCUAGACUGUGGGAAAAGCUUCAAGGCAAAGGUCUCUCUAAUGUCCCACCAGAAACUGCACACAGGAUAGAAGGUGUCAGGAGCUUUCCCUGCGGGGCAAUGGGUCUGUGCCCUCCUGAAGCAAACUGUAAAUGUGCCUCCUUUGAGGAUGAUCUGGGUAGGGACAGCAGGCUGCUGGAUGGUUUGGGUUUCUAUGGGGGAUGGUUGGUGGAGCCCAGAGAAGAAGGAAAUGCUGGGCACUGGGGAGAUGAGUCAUUUUAGGGUCCGAGGGGAGCAAGUGGUGGGAUCAGUGGGGAGAUGUUUCUGUGGGUUCCACACACACUUUCCAGUGUAGGGAAGAAGUAAAAAUGCCCCAUUGUCA
This is a messenger RNA of Chelonia mydas (Green sea turtle), 1768 nucleotides long. RefSeq names its product zinc finger protein 239. Gene Ontology annotation, biological process: regulation of transcription by RNA polymerase II; central nervous system development. The coding region runs from base 419 to 1477 and encodes 352 amino acids. Gene Ontology annotation, cellular component: nucleus. NCBI's taxonomy places the organism in Eukaryota, Metazoa, Chordata, Testudines, Cheloniidae. The record is from RefSeq and is a predicted model, not a curated record. The transcript is spliced from 4 exons. Gene Ontology annotation, molecular function: DNA-binding transcription activator activity, RNA polymerase II-specific; RNA polymerase II cis-regulatory region sequence-specific DNA binding.